Molecule: messenger RNA, 2817 nt
Organism: Lolium perenne
Lineage: Eukaryota; Viridiplantae; Streptophyta; Magnoliopsida; Poales; Poaceae
Molecular function (GO): protein dimerization activity
Source: RefSeq, a predicted model, not a curated record
ACGAGAACCCUAGCUCCAUCGAAACCGAACCGCUCCGACGUCGCCUCCUCCGCCCCUGGUUUUCUUCUCCCCCACAUCUCGCCCCGCCCCGCCCACGAUUUCUUCCGCCGAUUCCGUGGCGGCCGAUUCAAAGACAAAAAAAACCGCGCGGGAGCUAGCGCUAGCGGGAUGGCGGCGACCCCGGCGGAGGCCGAGCCGGAGGUGCCGUCCGCGGAGGAGGAGGACGAGGGCGAGGAGGCCGCCGCCGAGGGCCCGGAGGAGAUCGUGCCGAUCGGGGCGCAGAAGCACGACCCGGCGUGGAAGCACUGCCUCAUGGUGCGGUCGGCGGGGCGGGUGCGCCUCAAGUGCGCCUACUGCGGCAAGCACUUCCUCGGCGGCGGCAUCCACCGCUUCAAGGAGCACCUCGCGCGCCGCCCCGGGAACGCCUGCUGCUGCCCCACCGUCCCCGCCGACGUCCAGGCCGUCAUGCACCGCAGCCUCGACGAGGUCGCCGCCAAGAAGAUGCGCAAGAGGUCACUCGCCGCCGCCAUGCCGCUGUCGUACACCACCGCGCCUUCCCCCUCCAACGGCGAUGUGGCCAGCCCCAUCCACAUGGUCCCGCUCAACCAGGUGCUCGACCCGCGCGCCGCGCCGCAGCUCGGGGAGACCCCGCCGUCCGAGAUGGGGUGGAGUGCUGAUACUGCUACUGCUACCAAAAGGAGGAAGAAGGCGCUGGCCGUCAGGCGCGCCCCGGCUACUCCUCCUCUCGCUCCUCAGUUCCAGCAGCAGCCUGCUCCUCAGACGCACCAGACUGGCAUGGUGGCGCUCGACGCAGAUGCGGCUGGCUCGGACAAGGACAAGGCGUGCAUGGCAGUCGGGAGGUUCUUGUACGACGCGGGCGUGCCACUGGAGACAGUGAAUUCCGUGCACUUCCAGCCGAUGAUCGACGCCAUCACGGCAUCAGCAAAAGGGGGGCCUGAGGCGCUCUCGUACCAUGACUUGCGCGGCUCCAUUCUGAAGAAGUCGCUGGACGAAGUGACGGCUCAGCUCGAGUUCUACAAGGGGUCAUGGACCCGGACGGGGUGCUCUGUGCUGGCCGAUGAGUGGACGACUGACAAGGGCAGAACCCUGAUGAACUUUUCGGUGUACUGCCCGGAAGGCACCAUGUUUCUGAAAUCCGUCGAUGCAACAGAAACGGUCACGUCAUCAGACACGCUGUAUGAGCUGCUGAAGAGUGUUGUUGAGGAGGUCGGAGAGGUAAAUGUUGUCCAAGUGAUCACAAAGAACUCCGAGGUUUAUGCAGCGGCAGGGAAAAUGCUAGGCGAGACAUUUCCUACAUUGUUCUGGUCUCCAUGCUCUUUCCUGUGCAUCGAUGGGAUGCUCGAGGAUUUCAGCAAGGUGAAGGCAGUUAGCGAUAUCAUAGGCCAUGCGAAGGCCAUCACGGGGUUUAUCUACAACAAUGCAGUUGCGUUGAGUUUGAUGAAGAAAUAUCUGCAUGGGAAGGAUCUGAUAGUUCCUGCAGAGACCCGUGCUGCUAUGAACUUUGCGACACUGAAAAACAUGUACAGUCUGAAGGAGGAUCUGCAAGCCAUGGUCAAUUCAGAUGAGUGGAUUUACAGCCUCUGCGUGCUGCCAAAGAAUCCUGGAGGGGUAGAGACGAGCAAUACUGUUAAUAAUUUGCAAGUUUGGUCUUCUUGGGCUGUAGUCGUUCGUGCCACUGAACCACUUGUGCAUCUUCUUAAGCUAGUCGACAGCAACAAGAGGCCUGCUAUGGGGUAUGUUUAUGCUGGAUUAUACCAAGCCAAAGCUGCAAUCAAGAAAGAGCUGGUAAGGAAGAGCGACUACAUGCCUUAUUGGAAUAUUAUUGACCAGAGAUGGGACAAGCAAAUGCCACGGCCACUUCAUUCAGCGGGUUUCUUCCUAAAUCCACUCUUUUUUGAUGGGAUUCGAGGUGAUAUCUCGAAUCAGAUUUUCUCAGGAAUGCUAGACUGCAUAGAAAGGCUGGUGUCCGAUGUCAAAAUCCAAGAUAAAAUUCAGAAGGAGCUCAAUAUGUAUCGGAAAGACGCAGUAGGUGAUUUUCGUAGGCAAAUAGCUAUCCGAGCCCGGCGUACUUUACCCCCUGCUGAAUGGUGGUAUACAUAUGGCGGAGCUUGUCCGAAUUUAACACGUUUAGCAGUACGUAUCCUCAGUCAAACCUGCAGUGCUAAAGGGUGUGAUCGGACACAUAUUCCUUUUGAACAAAUCCAUGACCAAAGAAUGAAUAACUUUGAAUGUCAACGAAUGCGUCAUCUUACCUUUGUUCAGUGCAACCUACGGCUACAACACAGGCAACAAUAUAAGGCGAAGGCAUUUGAUCCUAUCUCAGUAGACAACAUAGACAUAGUUGAUGACUGGUUAGUGGAUAGAUCUGCACUGUCUUCGGGACCGACUGAGCAGCGUAACUGGAUGGACAUUAAUCAACCAUUCAACUGGGUCGAGACAGCAGGACUGGGUGAUGAAUUUGAGUCCUUCAUUGAAGGAGUUGCUGAUGAAAUGGUCCAAGGUGCUUCUCAAGGAACCCAGGAUGAUGACGACGAUGAUGAUGAUGACAACUCCAAGGAUGAACCAUGCCUAUAGGUGAACAAGUUGGUUCUUGGAUAACCUGUAAAUGGAUGGCCCAUGGACGAGACCUAGCUUUGCCUGGUACAACCUUCCAAGUAGGACUUAUUCAAGAGGAAAAAGGUUUUUUCCAAGUAGCAAAAUGGAUAUGUACAUUUAUGGUUGUGUAAUUUAGAAUGUAAUGUAUACUUCGAUGUUGACAUACUUAGAGUUUUGCAAUCUUAAAUAUCUUCCCUGGCC